AAUGAUCGCUCACCACCGCACCGACGCCGGGCUAUAAAAUCCCCGCCCGCCCACCAUUCGAAAACACAGCAUCCAGAGCAGAGCAAGCGGUAAGCAAGAUCAGAGAUCAGAGCAAGCAGUAAGCAGUAAGCAGUAGUAGUUUCCGAGCCGAGCGAGCGAGAUCAUCAGUAGUAGGCAGCCAAGAAGUUUUGGUUUCCAGGCGGUGCCAUGGCGGACAUCGCGUUGCUUGUGGCGGAGGAGUUCGAGAAGAGGGUGAAGCGGGGAGCCCCCGACGGCGGCGACAGGAGGAACUUCGGCGCCGUGGCCAAGGUGUGGAGCUCGUGGGUGGAGUCCGCCGCCGGCGCCGCGUCCGGGGUGCGGGUCAACGUCGCCGUGCAGCUCAGGGAGCUGGAGCCCAAGAGCGGGCUAGGCCUGGCCGCCGUCGACGGCCUCUUCUCCGCCUAGCGGCAUCGCGCUCUCCUCCAUCUUUUGAUUGGGCGGAAGCGGAAGACUUGUGUUUGUUCUCUCUACUUACAUGUCUCUUCCUCCCCUGACUGAGUGGUCAGUCAAAAAAAUAUUAUAUGGCGGUGGAACCUGUACAUUCGAAAUCUGAAAAAAUAUAAAUCAUUCCAGCCUCCAUCUCA
Messenger RNA from Panicum virgatum (switchgrass), 623 nucleotides. RefSeq lists its product as uncharacterized. The transcript has a single exon. The record is from RefSeq and is a predicted model, not a curated record. NCBI's taxonomy places the organism in Eukaryota, Viridiplantae, Streptophyta, Magnoliopsida, Poales, Poaceae. The coding region runs from base 208 to 444 and encodes 78 amino acids.